AUGCGCUUUUCUAGAGUCUUUGGAGCGCUGGUGCUGUCGGGAAGUGCUGUGUUGGCAGCAACUUUGACUCAAGUUAGCAAUUAUGGUGGAAGUGCAACUUCAAAAGCUCAGAUGUGGAUCUACGUCCCCGACAACGUAAAGGCAAACCCAGCACUUGUUGUAGUGAUCCACUCCUGCCAAUCCUCAGCCCAAUCAUACUUCAGAAACUCCUUGAUUCCGUGGGCACAAGGCUCCGACAAAGGGGGGUACAUCACCCUCUGGCCAAGCAGCCCUAAUAGCGGAGGCUGCUGGGAUGUAUCUUCCAAAUCAUCUCUCAGCCGCAAUGGAGGCGGAGACUCAAACGCCAUUGCGAAUAUGGUUACAUACGCCAUUCCCAAGUACAGCGUCAAUCCUUCGCGGGUUUAUGUGACUGGAGGUUCUUCCGGAGCAAUGACGAGCAACGUCCUCGCCGCCAGCUACCCUGAAAUGUUCGUCGCCGCAUCCCUCUACUCGGGGGUCCCAGCAGGAUGCUUCGUUGGAGAGGGAGUCGAUCAAUGGAACAGUACCUGCACGCACGGUCAGUCCAUCGACACUGCAGAGAAAUGGGGAGACACAGCACGCGCGAUGAACCCAGGCUACAGUGGCACUCGCCAAAAGAUGCAAGUCUGGCAUGGUUCUGUAGAUACUACAAUCAGCCCGAACAAUUAUAUGGAGGAGAUUAAGCAGUGGACGAAUGUGUUUGGUGUGAGUACGACUGCUACGGCUGAAAAGGCAGAUCAUCCGGAGAAGAAUUAUAAGAUGAGUGAUUAUGGGCCGAAUGUGGAAGGGAUCUAUGCGACGGGAGUUGGGCACUCGGUUCCUGCACACUUGGCGGCGAGUGAGGCGUGGUUUGGACUUCCGUAA
Messenger RNA from Hyaloscypha bicolor E, 882 nucleotides. Its product is annotated as carbohydrate esterase family 1 protein. Gene Ontology annotation, molecular function: hydrolase activity. Gene Ontology annotation, cellular component: extracellular region. NCBI's taxonomy places the organism in Eukaryota, Fungi, Ascomycota, Leotiomycetes, Helotiales, Hyaloscyphaceae. The transcript has 2 exons. The record is from RefSeq and is a predicted model, not a curated record. The coding region runs from base 1 to 882 and encodes 293 amino acids.